CCAGACUUCCCCAAGCGAAAGUUAUGUCGCAAAGUCAGUCAACGUUUGCCGAGCCGUCGACCCCGAUGAGUGUACAUAAAUCGGAGCCCCAGGCGAUUGGUGGAUCUCCUCAUAAAAAUUAUCCUUGUCAACCUCGCUUUCUACCGGAUCAGCUGGAGUGCCUUGCUUGGCUUGCUGGCAAGUGGAACGUUUUUGAACCUGGGAAAUGUCAUUAUCCCACGAUAAAGGAUUUUGCUUACGCGGAAAAGAUCGAGUUCGUUUUUGGGGGCCAGCCCAUGUUGGACUAUAAGGCGGAAUCCUGGGAUCCUUCAUCGCAGCCUCACAAACUUUUACAUCGCGAGCAAGGUUUUUUGCGGAUCAAACCAGGCACUAACCAGAUUGCUUUUGUUUUGGCUCAUAACUUCGGAGUGUCCGAAACACUGGAAGGGACUUGCAUGAAAAAUCAGCUGGUUGUGGAGACGACUGGGAUCAGCCGGAUGUCCUUUGCAGCGGAACCAGCUGUCGUGCGAACUCGCCGAACUUAUAAAUAUGAUCCAGAAAAGGAAGAACUGGAGCACAUUAUGGAAAUGGAAACAAAGAAGACGCCUCUGACUGAGCAUCUCCGCAUCAAAUACAAGCGUGCCACCCAUACAAGUUCGGACGAUGCAUUAAAGCAUUAAAUCUGAAUUACGAGACAUUUCUGUCUGACAAAGUACAAACUGUUUACUCUGUGGAAGAUUUGUUCCGACAGGUUUCAUCAUGCACAGUCUCUCAAUUGUUCCUUGCUUUCUUUUCCCAACUUAUUCGGUGUUGUAUAACAUCAAAUUUGCCUUUAGUUUUUGUAUUCGUAAACGAACUUUAGUAAGUAGUGGCCAGUCGAGAGUUAAUGCACGCCACGGUUGAAUUAUUUUAUAACGAAAAAUUAAUAAAUUUAAUA
This is a messenger RNA of Paramacrobiotus metropolitanus, 916 nucleotides long. Its product is annotated as peroxynitrite isomerase THAP4-like. NCBI's taxonomy places the organism in Eukaryota, Metazoa, Tardigrada, Eutardigrada, Parachela, Macrobiotidae. The coding region runs from base 24 to 659 and encodes 211 amino acids. The transcript is spliced from 5 exons. The record is from RefSeq and is a predicted model, not a curated record.